This is a messenger RNA of Bufo bufo (common toad), 1736 nucleotides long. RefSeq names its product zinc finger protein 239-like. The record is from RefSeq and is a predicted model, not a curated record. The coding region runs from base 138 to 1184 and encodes 348 amino acids. Gene Ontology annotation, molecular function: DNA-binding transcription repressor activity, RNA polymerase II-specific. The transcript is spliced from 3 exons. Gene Ontology annotation, biological process: negative regulation of transcription by RNA polymerase II. Lineage: Eukaryota; Metazoa; Chordata; Amphibia; Anura; Bufonidae.
GGCGACUCCGCCCACUGACUGAGCAUCAGCUGUCUGGGCGUUUAGUUGUGAUGGUAACGGCGUUCAGGCGCUGACCUCUGACCCCUGAGGCUGCCCGGCGGGACGAGAGUCCCUACUGGCACCAUUAUUCCUUAGAGAUGUCAGUGUCUGAGAAGGACACCGCAGAGUCUCAUUCGGAAGGGAGGUCUGAAGAACCACUUGAUACAACCCCCGAGCCCUUGGAGGACGGUUCAGACACCCAGGUGGCGCCCGAGGACUCCCCGCCUCCUCCAUGCCCCGACUGCGGACGGACUUUCCAAACUCUCCGCGCGCACAGACUCCACAGGCGCAACCAUGCCACUGACCUCUCGUACACCUGCAAGGACUGCGAUGUGGCCCGUGCUGGGGCCACCGAGGGGAGCGAGAAGCCAUACUCGUGCUCCGUCUGCGGGCGCCGCUUCUGCUGGCUUUUGGCCUUACACAGUCAUCAUGAACAGCACACGGGCCAGCGUGGCUACCAGUGCUCACAGUGUGGCAAGCAGUUGCCCAACCAGCCAGCCUUCCGUAGACACCAACAAGCUCACCGCAAGGAUCGGGUUUGCGUCUGGUGCGGAAAAGCUUUCAACUGCUCGGCAAAAUUGUCCCGUCACAUGCGUAUCCACACCGGGGAAAGACCAUAUCAGUGCCCGGAAUGCCCACAAGCGUUCACACAGCUAGAGACUCUCCGGGUCCACCAGUGGGUGCAUGAGGAUCCUAAGCCAUACCAAUGUCAGGAUUGUGGACGGAGGUUUCGGGCCCAACGCACCUUCGAGAAGCACAGACACCUGCACGUCUCUCGUAAGCCUCACGCCUGUCCCAUCUGUAGCAAGACUUUCUUCUUCUCCUCUCGCUACAAGCGCCAUCUGCGAAUCCACACAGGGGAGAGACCUUUCCAGUGCCAACAGUGCGGCAAGAGCUUUAACCAGCGCUCCAAUUACCAGAGGCAUCGGGCGGUCCACGCCGGCAAAAGACCCUUCCCUUGUACCCUUUGCGAAAAAAGUUUCAGCCAAGCGUCCAACUACCGACGCCAUCUUCAGACUCACAGGAAGGGGAGGGACAGGUGGGAAGAGAAUGGAGAGUAUAAGUGCAUUGAGUGUGGGGUACGCUUCACACAAGAAGGGGGGCUCCAUGAGCACUAUAUACAGCACGCCAGGGGGGAGCUGUGACAUGAGCCCACCAAAAUCUGCAUGACGGAAAAAGUAGGAAAAAGCAGGUUCCCUUCCUUUCCGAUUCUCCAUUUGUAAAUGUAAAUCACACUGCACAUGUACUGUAUAUAUGGAGCUACAUCCGGUGCCAGUCGUCAGGUCAUAUGUGAUGCUGGCCACUAGGGGAGCCGUUUCCCUCACUGUAUUAUCCCACCAGGCCACGGUCCACUGAGGGAUAGGGUGAACUGCCACCUCUGCCCUGGCACGUACCGUGUAUACAGAUGGCAUAUCCACUUCUGCAUUAUGAAGCACUUAACGGUCUGUAUCUGUAUGUCAUCCUAGAAAAUAAAAAAACAACGUGUAAUAUAAUGUGUCGUCACCAACGGAGAGAUGGUUUAUGGGACACUAUAGAGGGGCCUUUAUACAGGAGGGGGUGGGUGCGUAGUAUUACAAUUUCCCCCAGGUGAGCCUUUUUAAAGGGGUCAGGCACUUUGUUAUGUGUAGUGCACCAUGCAGGCUAGUGGUCGUACAUACUGUAGCAUCAGACCGGCUGCCCAGCACCCGCCUGAAUGC